Clunio marinus is the source of this 357-nucleotide messenger RNA. NCBI's taxonomy places the organism in Eukaryota, Metazoa, Arthropoda, Insecta, Diptera, Chironomidae. The record is from the annotation of a GenBank genome assembly.
AUGGAUGAGAAUUUUUUACGGGCACAUUUUCACAUUAUUGUUCUGAGGCCUUGCGAUGAAACAGCCAGAUUGAAGAAAAAUGUUGCUUUCAGUAUGAUCAAAAGCAUUGUCAGUUAUUCUCUGUCAUUGGCCUUUUUGAUGGUCACUAACAGCGUGGAAAAAUUGCAUUUAGAACCGAGAAGUUUAAUGAUGAAAAAAAAAGACAAAAAUCCCCUUCAUCACAAUAAAAAAAAUUCCAAACUAAUUUUCACAUACAAAACAGUCAUAACUUCCGUUCGUGAGUCGAAUGUUUUCCUCAUUCUUGUUAUUUUGUGUCCACUAAGAACGAUGAUGAACGAUGUGGAAAGAAUAGAAUAG